Molecule: messenger RNA, 1362 nt
Organism: Amblyraja radiata (thorny skate)
Lineage: Eukaryota; Metazoa; Chordata; Chondrichthyes; Rajiformes; Rajidae
Product: zona pellucida sperm-binding protein 3-like
Exons: 9
Coding region: 1-1362 (453 amino acids)
Biological process (GO): binding of sperm to zona pellucida; positive regulation of acrosome reaction; egg coat formation
Cellular component (GO): extracellular matrix
Molecular function (GO): acrosin binding
Source: RefSeq, a predicted model, not a curated record
AUGUAUUUGUUUGAAAGUCAGAGUUUGGGGCUGCUGGUUGCAUUAAUUGGAGUCGUUUGUUGCUCUGAUGCUUGGCAACAGUUCAGAGGGCAGCGCGUUCCAUGGAGGACAGCGGAACCCAAGGAUGAAUCACAGUUCCGAGCGCUUGGCGUGCAAAGCCUUUCCCCCUUGCGGUCUGUGAUGGUGGAGUGUGGGGAAGAGAACUUGUUGGUUGAGGUUCACUUGGAUUUAUUUGGAACUCGGCAUCUGGUUCAAGCUGCGGAUUUAACAUUGGGAACAGCAAAUUGCCGGCUAACGGGGAUUUACCAAUGGAACUCGACUGCUGUCUUUAACUACGGUCUGCAUGAGUGUGGCACCAAAUUACAGAGGGUCGGAGAUUAUCUUAUUUACACAACCCAUCUGAACUACACCCUCGAGGCUCGCGGGGCGAUCACAGUGCGAACUAAUGGAGCAAUUGUUCCUAUCCUGUGCCGUUAUUUCAGUAAAGGCAACAUGAGCAGUGACCCGAUCCAACCCACCUGGAUCCCGUUCAGCUCCACCAAGUCAGGAGAGGGGCGUCUGUCAUUCUCCCUGCGUCUAAUGAAUGAUGACUGGCUAACAGAGCGCACCUCAGCCACCUACUACCUCGGUGAGCUCGUCCACAUCGAAGCUUCAGUUUCAAUGACUAACCACAUGCCCCUGAAACUUUACAUUGACCGCUGUGUGGCCACGUUGAGCCCGGACAAGGACUCCAUCCCGAGUUACGACAUAAUUGACUACAAUGGUUGCCUCUUAGACAGCGCAGCCGAACACUCCUAUUCUGCCUUCGCGUUGCCAGGAGCUGAACGCGAGCCGGACAAGCUCCGGUUUGACCUGGACGCUUUCCGCUUCUUUGGGGAUGACGAGCGUUCCUUGGUUUUCAUCACCUGCCUCUUGAAGGUUGCUGCAGUUGAGCGAAGUGAUUCUAUGAACAAAGCGUGUACUUUCCACAAAGAGCAGAAGAUUUGGACUCCAUUAGAAGAAGCGAGCGCUGAUGUUUGUGCAUGUUGUCGUGUGGGUGACUGCGCCACAAGGGGCGCUCUGUUUGCUACUGGAGGACGGAGGGACAUUGUACCCGAGGCUGAGAAUGAUGUUGGCGUGAAACGGGAGGGCGAGGCGUCGCUGGGACCCCUGCUCAUUCUGGACCCUGAUGUGAGCGGCCUGGCAACAGAGUCGCUGAAUGAGACUGAGGGGCGCGCAAUGAGGAAAUCGAGCGGGGGUCUGGAGUCGGAGGUGAUGCUCGCCGUGGCUCUGAUAGUGACGACUGCCUCUCUAGUCUCUGCUGUUCUGAUCAUCCUGUUCCUGUUCAGGAAAAACAAGCAAACUCUGUCAACUUCAAUUUAG